Molecule: messenger RNA, 1808 nt
Organism: Cercocebus atys (sooty mangabey)
Lineage: Eukaryota; Metazoa; Chordata; Mammalia; Primates; Cercopithecidae
Gene: MANF
Product: mesencephalic astrocyte-derived neurotrophic factor
Biological process (GO): neuron projection development; dopaminergic neuron differentiation
Cellular component (GO): endoplasmic reticulum
Source: RefSeq, a predicted model, not a curated record
UGCCAACCCUUCCCCAACGCAGGAAGCCAGGGGGGCACCUGAAAGGAGGGCAGUCGAAAUGGAAACAUCCUCCAGUGCUUCUCUGCUGAUCCCCGGGACCCCACUGAGGAGGCCCCUCAGCAACAGGGGACCCCCAAGGCCUAGCGGGGAGGCAGGAGAAGGCGGGCCAGCCACUGAGCCACGCUUCUGAGCUUGUAAGGGCACCUCCCGAGCCCCUCACCUUCCCACGCUGAGGCGACCCCAUAUCCUCGACCGAUGAUCCGGCCCGGGCGCUGCCCUCCACGGUCUAGAGUGGCGACCCAGCUUUGAGAUUGGCGCGCCUUGAGCCCUUCCUCCGGAUGUCCCGCAGUCCGUCCACCCCGCACGAUUCCUGUCAGCCUACGCACGGCGGGCUCCGGUCAGGUGGAGGUUCAGCAGAUGGGCUUCCAAAGGUUGGGUCCGUUGCCCACGCGUAGGAAAGAAGAAAAAAGGAAAGAAACUUUUUUGAAUCUUGCCUGCGGUCGCCCGCCCUACCUGCCUAACCUGCUGUCUUGGCUGACCCCAGAACAACUGCGCCACGAGUCGGAGUCCAGGCGAGGAAAUCCGCAGGGUUUUUCGAGCAAGCCUGGGGCCCAGAGCAGGGGUACGCGGGUCAACUCAACAGAUACAAGGCAGUGGCGAACCCCAUUUCAGCUAGCGGUACCCAGCCUCAGUAGAGUCACUGCCCUAACCCAAUAUGGCGGCCCACACCGCUUCCGUCGCUGCUGUAGCCGCUUCCUGCGGCCGGCCCGGGUUCAAUCAGCGGCCGACAACUGUCUAGGGCUCAGACACCACCAGCCAAUGAGGGAGGGUAGCGUGGAGCCGCCCGUCUGGGCUCCACGGCUUAUGGACCAAUGGAGAUGUGGCGUGUGGGAGGGCGCGGAGCCCCCCGCCAAUGGGGAGCUACGGCGCGCGGCCGGGACUUGGAGGCGGUGCGGCGCGGCGGGUGCGGUUUAGUCGGUCGGCGGCGGCAGCGGCGGAGGAGGAGGAGGAGGAUGUGGGCUACGCAGGGGCUGGCGGUGGCGCUGGCUCUGAGCGUGCUGCCGGGCGGCCGGGCGCUGCGGCCAGGCGACUGCGAAGUUUGUAUUUCUUAUCUGGGAAGAUUUUACCAGGACCUCAAAGACAGAGAUGUCACAUUCUCACCAGCCACUAUUGAAAACGAGCUUAUAAAGUUCUGCCGAGAAGCAAGAGGCAAAGAGAAUCGGUUGUGCUACUAUAUCGGGGCCACAGAUGAUGCAGCCACCAAAAUCAUCAAUGAGGUAUCAAAGCCUCUGGCCCACCACAUCCCUGUGGAGAAGAUCUGUGAGAAGCUUAAGAAGAAGGACAGCCAGAUCUGUGAGCUAAAGUAUGACAAGCAGAUCGACCUGAGCACAGUGGACCUGAAGAAGCUCCGAGUUAAAGAGCUGAAGAAGAUUCUGGAUGACUGGGGGGAGACAUGCAAAGGCUGUGCAGAAAAGUCUGACUACAUCCGGAAGAUAAAUGAACUGAUGCCUAAAUAUGCCCCCAAGGCAGCCAGUGCACGGACUGAUUUGUAGUCUGCUCAAUCUCUGUUGCACCUGAGGGGGAAAAAACAGUUCAACUGCUUGCUCCCAAAACAGCCUUUUUGUAAUUUAUUUUUUAAGUGGGUUCCUGACAAUACUGUAUCAGAUGUGAAGCCUGGAGCUUUCCUGAUGAUGCUGGCCCUACAGUACCCCCAUGAGGGGAUUCCCUUCCUUCUGUUGCUGGUGUACUCUAGGACUUCAAAGUGUGUCUGGGAUUUUUUUAUUAAAGAAAAAAAAUUUCUAGCUGUC